AUGGCGGAGGAGGCGGCGGCUCCCCCCGGGCCGGGCUGUCCGGAGCCGGCUCCGGUGCAGCGGCGGAACCUGCUGGAGCUGCGGGGCGGUACCAUGGAGGGCCGGGCCCCGCUGCACAGGAUCCUGGUGCUGGCACGGAUGGGUCAGGGAGCGGAGGCGGAGGAGGUCGCAGGUUAUCACAGAGAGCUGCUUGAAGACGCCUUAGAGGACCAUGGAGGAGAACCAGUCUCAGGCCUGCUGCUUCUCUACCCCAGCCGUGUGUUUCAUGUAGUGGAGGGCUGCAGCAGCACAAUCCAUGUCAUCAUCCGAGAGUUAGCAUCCCUCCAAAGUCAAGGCCCGAGUGCUUUACUCCAGGAUAUUAAGGUUUUAGUGGUGGCAUAUGCCAUCCCCACCAGACUGUUCCCAGACUGGGUAGUGGCAAUAGCGACGUCUCCUGUGACGUGGCCAUCAAGGACCAUCCAGUCACAGUCGACAGCAGAGGUGGUUGCAGAGUGCCUUACCCUCGGGCUCAAGCUGGCAGCCUCCAUCCAGAGCUUUGAGGAGGACAGCGAGGAUGCGACUGACAGCAUACCCACUGUUGAACGGGAGCUGCUGAUCCCAGCAGAGACAAUUAACUACUUGUGUAAAGCUGAGGAGUGUACCAGUCCUGAGGAGUUUCUGAGAACUUACUUAAGUCCUUCACAACCCACCCUGGACUCAGAAGCAGUGUGGCCUGUUCCAUCUUAUCCCUCCACGUGA
Melopsittacus undulatus (budgerigar) is the source of this 738-nucleotide messenger RNA. RefSeq names its product testis expressed 47 (gene TEX47). NCBI's taxonomy places the organism in Eukaryota, Metazoa, Chordata, Aves, Psittaciformes, Psittaculidae. The record is from RefSeq and is a predicted model, not a curated record. The coding region runs from base 1 to 738 and encodes 245 amino acids. The transcript is spliced from 7 exons. Gene Ontology annotation, molecular function: FAD binding; blue light photoreceptor activity.